Molecule: messenger RNA, 2619 nt
Organism: Yamadazyma tenuis ATCC 10573
Lineage: Eukaryota; Fungi; Ascomycota; Pichiomycetes; Serinales; Debaryomycetaceae
Gene: SFB3
Biological process (GO): COPII-coated vesicle cargo loading; endoplasmic reticulum to Golgi vesicle-mediated transport; intracellular protein transport
Cellular component (GO): endoplasmic reticulum exit site; COPII vesicle coat
Molecular function (GO): zinc ion binding; SNARE binding
Source: RefSeq, a predicted model, not a curated record
AUGGAGAAUAAUGGUCCUAACGAUGAAGAAAGUCUAUCAGUUUCAUUCCAAAGACACAGAGAUCAAUUGGAAUACAUGGCUCCCACCGAAGACGGCUCGGUGGUAUGCAAGUCGUUUUUGACGUUCGAGAAUGUGGUGUCGCCCACCGCCGGCACCCAAUUCCAAACCGUCGAUCAAGGUACCGCAUCUUCUCGGUUUAUCAGAUCUACGAUGUAUAACAUCCCAGAGACCGAGCAGCUCAGACUGGCGUCCAAGCUCCCAGUGGCAGUAACAGUACGCCCGUUUGCUCCGUUACUCGAGACCGAGGACCCGGUUCCGUUGGUGGAUAUGCGGACCGUGGGAAGAGAUUACCUAGACAAAGAAGACGUUGGGCCCAUCAGAUGUCGCCGGUGUCGUACUUAUAUGAACCCAGCCGUACAGCACACCAACACGGAUCGGUUCACAUGCAACAUUUGUCUUUUCCCCAAUAACAAAACUCCCCCAGACUAUGCUGCCAUGUUAAAUCCUUCCACAAACCAAAGAGUGGAUGUGGGACUCAAGCCAGAACUCCACCGAGGGGUUUAUGAUAUCUUGGUGCCCGAUUCCUAUAACUUGGGAGGACCUGACAAGAAACCUGGCGUCUUGCAUCAUGUCUUGCUCAUCGACAUCACUGUUGAGAGUAUCAAGAGAAGUUUGCCGAUGGUAAUUGCAGAUGCUAUCCGGUCGGUAUUUUAUGGUUCCUCUGAUGAGGUGGGUGAUGACCCGGUGCCGAAGGAAAGCAAGAAGUUUGCCAUUAUUCUCUUUGAUAAACGGAUGCAUUUCUUCAAUCUUUCUAGUAAUCUCGAUUCCACCCAGAUCACUAUUUGUUCAGAUUUAGACGACCCGUUCAUUCCAUUCUUUGAGGGCCUUUUUGUUGAUCCAGAAGAAAGCAGAAUCGCCAUUGAAGAUGCCUUGAACAACAUCGAACAGCUCGGUUCCGAUGACAGCUUGAGGGCUGAUGAUGAGCCGUGUUUCUCAGUGGCCUUGAGAACUGCCAUGCUCUGUUUGGCAGAAGUGGGAGGUGGUAAAAUCACCGCUGUGUUGUCUGCAUUGCCCUCGUGGGGACCCGGAGCCUUGAAGUUCAAAGACAACAAGACCCAAGCUGCCACUAUUUCUCCAGAAGUUCAAAAGAAGGUAUACUCAGCUGACAACGAUUACUAUAAGUUGUUAGCCAAAGACUUCAUUAAAGAAAACGUCGGGUUAGACUGUCUUGUGGUGUCACAAACGGCCGUCGACUUGUCGAAUAUUGGCUGGUUAUGUUCAGUUACAGGAGGGUCUGUGUUUAGAUGGUCCAACUUUGUCGUGGAAAGAGAUGCUCGUGACUUCACCGGCCGGUUUGUUGGUUCGAUUGUCAAGACGGUUGGUUAUCAAGGUCAGUUGAAAUUGCGGUGCUCCAGUGGUUUACAGGUGGCCCAAUACUAUGGUACUUCUUCCUCAAUUGCAGAGAUUUCGGUGGUGGGUGCACACACCCAAGAUCCCGUUAUCCCUGUUUUGUCGGAAGACCAUACCUUCACGAUUCUUUUGGAAUACGACGGAAAGUUGACUACUAGCCAUGAUUGCCAUUUUCAAGCGGCCCUUUUGUAUACGGAUUCUGAAGGAGUCAGAAAGGUCAGAGUGAUCAAUUUGGUGUUGGCAGUAAGCGAACGUCUUGAUGAUAUCUUCAACUUUGUUGACCAAGAUACUGUGGUGACAACCAUCGUAAGGGACACCUUAUCUUUCGUUGGUAGACAAACGUUUAAGGAGUUGAGAGAAUCAUUAAAUGAAAAAUUGGUGGAAAUCUUCACUCAGUAUCGUGCCAAAAGCGAAUUAGGCCAUAAUGCAAAGAGCACUUUGACAAGUCGUCUUUUGAUGCCUGAUUCUUUAGCUGAUUUACCCAUGUAUAUCUUGGCAUUCUUGAAGUCGACUGCUAUUCGUGAUAGUAAUCAUAUAUCUGCAGAUGCCAGGUUGGAAGAUGUUUUCCAGAUGUUGAACAUGCCUAUUGAGAGAUUAAUGUACCAUCUUUACCCAGCCUUAGUGGAAUUACAUUCGUUAUACCCACAUGAAGGGUUAUUCCCCAGUGAGGAUGCUAAUCCUCUGCGGUUCAUCUCUUUACCAAGAUACAAGGAUUUGUCUUUGCAUAAGUUACAAGAUGGUAUCUACAUUAUGUGUGAUGGUAAACGGGUCAUUGUUUGGGUGAGACCCAAUGCUAAUCCUUUGCUCAUUAAAGACUUGUUUGGAGAUCACAUCGAAUCUAUAGAGUCGAUUGAUGCUUUAAACGACGAGCUACCCGACUUACCAACAGAUAUUUCUACUCAGGCCCGCAAUAUCAUCAAAUUCUUCAACUCCCAGAUCAAUGGCCUUAAUAAUAUUGGUUCCGCAGGAAUCCAAAUCGUUAGAGAGACGCUUGACGGGUCUGAUAUCUUCUUCAAAGAACAUUUGGUUGAAGAUGGAUCGAAGUUGGCGGUGAACAUCCACAAUUCAAGCUACCCCGAUUACUUAGCAAGGUUACAUAAGGCCAUUAGAGUCAAAUUGGAGAAUGAUAAAACCUAUAGUAAAGUCAAGCAGUCCAUAAGGUCGGCUGAAAACCAUGAAACCUUGGCUCAAAAGUACAUUCAGUUUUAG